AUGGACAAGUCGCGUUUUUGUUCCACUGAUAUGUCUGUACAAUGUGUUAGACAAACCGAUAGCGUAGAGUUUACACCUAAAGCUAGACCUCAUAGAAGAUUUCGGCGCUUUAAUAGCGAGGAUAUUUUCAGCGAUAUGCUGAGCAGAAGCUAUGAUCCUGAUCAAUUUAACAACGUUAUCGAUGCAAGGCAUAAAUUUAUUAGUGCAGAAAAUACACCUCAAGGUGCUUCGACUCCAACAGCUCAAGAAACCCACAAUAAAGAGCGUCGAAGAAGUAUGCCGGCGCGUCCCGCUUUACUCAAAGGAUUUAAUUUCGGUGGUUUACAUGAAACGCUAGAAGCAAUUCGUAAUAAAUCCAGCCCACGUCGCCUUUCACAUGACACAACUCCUAUCCAUAUCGGUGAUGCAGAACCAAGUAGAGUAUCAGUAUCUGGGCUUAAAUCACCUGCCUUAGAAGAGUUACCGGAUGGAGUCUUUGACUUUGUGGACGCAAUGCCGUUUUUAAUCGAAGCAACGAGAGAAUUUAAGGAGAAGGUUGUUGCUGCAGUUGAACCACGCUUCGUUAAGAAGAAGGAAAUGAUCAUCAAGAAGGGAGAUCUUGGCAAAGCGAUAUUUUUUGUAGCGCGCGGUUCGGUUGAAGUCAUUUCGGACGAUGGCGAAGUCAUUUACGCAGAAUUAGCGGAGGGUUCCUUUUUCGGAGAGAUUGCAAUUAUGUUCGAUAUGCCGCGUACCUGUUCUGUUCGAGCUAGCACGAACUGCAUAAUACUAGCUAUAACCAGAGAUAAAUUUCGAUCGCUAUUGGAAGAAGAUCCAAAGCUGAAAGAUGUCGUAAUGACUGAAGCAAGAUCAAGAUUACUUAAAUUUAAAAGUCACCUAACUAAAGAGUCAGAGAAUUUUGGUGGAGAGUUUGAAAUUCCCUCAAUCGCUGAAAGUUUAAAAAAUAUACCUUUAUUCGAAAACUGCGACCAAAAAUUCCUGUAUCAAUUAGCUUUGCACAUUAAACCAAGACUUGUCCAGGCCGGAGAAAUUAUAAUAAGUAAAGGUGAAAUCGGUCGAGAGAUGUUUUUUCUAGUGAGAGGAAUGGUAAAGAUUUUAGAUUCUGAAACUGUUGCAUUAGAUGUUCAGGCAUCCGAUAAUAGUAAUGUAGAUAAAAUAUUGGAGGCUGGUGCCUUCUUUGGAGAAGUAGCAUUGCUCUAUAAAGUUCCGCGUACGUCAUCAGUACAAGCUCUUACUUCGUGCGAUCUAUUAAGUGUAUCGAAAGAAUUAUUUGAUACCGUCCUGAUAGAACAUCCAGAACUAGGAGAACAAAUCCAGCAAGCUGUAUGCUUGUAG
Molecule: messenger RNA, 1332 nt
Organism: Trichoplax adhaerens
Lineage: Eukaryota; Metazoa; Placozoa; Uniplacotomia; Trichoplacea; Trichoplacidae
Exons: 16
Coding region: 1-1332 (443 amino acids)
Molecular function (GO): protein-containing complex binding
Source: RefSeq, a predicted model, not a curated record